Fulvia fulva is the source of this 474-nucleotide messenger RNA. RefSeq lists its product as uncharacterized. The record is from RefSeq and is a predicted model, not a curated record. The transcript has a single exon. Lineage: Eukaryota; Fungi; Ascomycota; Dothideomycetes; Mycosphaerellales; Mycosphaerellaceae. Bases 1 to 474 code for a protein of 157 amino acids.
AUGAAAGCUGCUCUCGAGAUGGCUAUGCUUCGAGAUCGUCAGCCACCUCCGAGGCAAGAGAACGAAGUCAUGGAACUCCACUUAGAGACACUUUGCAGAGCCUAUGUCGACGGCCUCAACACUCGCCGCCUGUCUCUUUCUGAUCCAGUCUGGGAGAGUAUAGCGCCUUGGUUCAAAGCAUGCCUAGACUUCCCGACACUCGACAGAAAUUGCCCCUUUAGCUUCGCAGGGUAUCUCGAGAUCUUCAGCCGGGCGAGUAGCCGCAGACCGAGCUACUACCUCAAGAUCACGGACAUCGUCAUCAACGUCGAUGGCCAAUCUGCUCAAGUCUACAUCACGAUGCAAAGCUCAGGACUGCAUCCUGGUGGGCUGGAAACGGUUGACGCAAGUCAUCUUAGCUUUGGAUUUUUCGAUGGGGAGUGGUUGUGUGUUAGGCUGGAGAUUUUGAGGGGUAUUGGGUCUGGGCAGGUCUAG